CUUACACAACUGUGCCUUUCUUCAUUCUGCCUGCUUCUCCUCGCCGGUGUGUGGAAACCACUACACGUUUACUCAUUUUAGAUUUUUAACCAAACCACGCCAAGGAAAUGAGUGGGGACCAUUCCCACAAUGAGGACCAGAUUGACGGUGGCUCUCGUUUCAAUGACUCCCACAAGCAUAAAGACAAGCAACACAAACAUAAGGACCACAAGAAGGACAAGGAACGAGAGAAAUCGAAGCAUGGCAACAGCGAUCACAAGGACUCCUCUGACAAAAAGCACCGAGACAAGGAGAAGGAAAAGAUGAAGCACAAAGAUGGCAGCGCAGACAAACACAAGGACAAGCACAAGGAGAAGAAGAUGAAGUCGCUUGACGGUAAAGUGAAAAAGGAAAAGGAGAACGGCUUUGCCAGCCCUCAAGUAAAGACUGAGCCGGAGGAAGAUUUUUACCACUCGCCUAAAAUUGAGAAGACUCUAAAAAGAGAACGUGAUGUUGAUAUUGAUUCUGAAUUCAAGCCCAAAAAACUUAAGAUUGAAAAUGACAAGAAGGUAAAGAAGCGGAAACAGGAGGACGAGGACAUCAAGCCCAAAAAAACAAGAAACAAGCCAGGAGUUGCUGAUGGUAAAAAGAAAGCAAAGAACGAGCCAGAGGAGAAGUGGAAGUGGUGGGAAGAGGAGAGAGCCACAGACGGCAGCAAAUGGAAGUUUCUUGAACACAGAGGGCCCGUGUUCGCUCCGCCUUACGACCCACUUCCUAAUAAUAUCAGAUUUUUCUAUGAUGGUAAGCAAAUGAAGCUGAGCCCAGAGGCGGAAGAGGUGGCCACGUUCUUCGGCAAAAUGCUCGACCACGAUUACACCACAAAGGAUAUCUUUCGUAAAAACUUCUUUAAAGAUUGGAAGAAGGAAAUGAAUGCAGAGGAAAAGGGUAAGAUAACAGAUUUGAAGAAGUGCAACUUCUCCGAGAUAAACGACUACUUCAAGGCUCAGUCUGAAGCCAGGAAGGCCAAGACAAAGGACCAGAAACUGAAAUUAAAGGAGGAGAACGAGCGCCUCCUGCAGGAGUACGGCUUCUGCAUCAUGGACAACCACAGGGAGCGCAUUGCUAACUUCCGCAUCGAGCCCCCGGGUCUGUUCCGAGGCCGUGGAGACCACCCGAAGAUGGGCAUGCUCAAACGCCGCACCCGGCCCAAAGACAUCAUCAUCAACUGCAGCAAGGACUCAAAGCACCCCGAUCCCCCUCCAGGCACCAAGUGGAAAGAGGUUCGCCAUGACAACAAGGUGACCUGGCUGGUGUCGUGGACGGAGAACAUCCAGGGCUCCAUCAAAUACAUCAUGCUGAACCCCAGCUCCAGGAUCAAGGGCGAGAAGGACUGGCAGAAGUAUGAGACGGCUCGCAGGCUGAAGAAAUGUGUGGAACGCCUCCGAACCCAGUACCGCGAGGACUGGAAGUCUAAGGAGAUGAGGAUCAGACAGAGAGCCGUGGCACUCUACUUCAUCGACAAGCUGGCGCUGAGAGCGGGUAACGAGAAGGAGGAAGGAGAGACGGCCGACACCGUGGGCUGCUGCUCUCUGAGAGUCGAGCACAUCAAACUUUACCCAGAGAACGACGGACAGGAGUUCGUGGUGGAGUUUGACUUCCUGGGUAAAGACUCCAUCCGCUACUACAACAAAGUCCCUGUGGAGAAGAGGGUGUUCAAGAAUCUCCAGCUGUUCAUGGAGAACAAGGAGAAGGACGAUGACUUGUUUGAUCGCCUGAAUACUUCUGUUUUGAACAAGCACCUUCAGGAGUUGAUGGACGGACUGACCGCCAAAGUCUUCCGUACCUUCAACGCCUCCAUCACCCUGCAGCAGCAGCUCGUGCAUCUCACCAGCGCUGAUGAGAACCCCACGGCCAAGAUCCUGUCCUACAACAGGGCCAACAGGGCCGUGGCCAUCCUGUGUAACCAUCAGAGGGCUCUACCAAAGACCUUCGAGAAGUCCAUGCAGAACCUGCAGGCUAAGAUCGAUACUAAAAGGGACCAGCUCGUUGAUGCCAAGAGAGACGUUAAGAGCUCCAAGGCAGACGCUAAAGUACGGAGAGAUGAGAAAUCCAAAAAGUCUGUGGAGGCCAAGAAGAAGGCUCUGGAGCGGAUAGAGGACCAGCUGAUGAAGCUGGAGGUGCAGGCGACCGACCGCGAGGAGAACAAGCAGAUCGCUCUCGGCACCUCCAAGCUUAACUACCUGGACCCUCGCAUCUCCGUGGCUUGGUGUAAGAAGUGGGACAUUCCCGUGGAGAAGAUCUACAACAAAACCCAGCGCGAGAAGUUUGCCUGGGCCAUGGACAUGGCAGAGGAGGACUACGAAUUUUAAAAUCCGUUUUAAAAUGUGGUUUUAUCUAUGACACACUCGUUUUUUUUAUCGGAUACUUGUUUUUUAGCUUAACCGAACUUCGCUCGAUGGCCAGACCCCGAUCAGGAAUUUCCGACAGUUUGAGCAGAGAAAGCAGCGAUGGAGGAGGAGGCCAUCAUGACGUGGCAGAAGGGGGUUGUGGGUAGUCUUAAACGUCUGAUCUGAGAUCAGGCAUAAAGGCUGAACUAUACCCUCGACCGAGCAUCAAGGCUUUAGCCCCCGUAAGUGGAAGACCUUUGUACCUUCUUGUCUCUCGCCCUCCGCGGGGACGAUGCCUGAACUCUGAACUCUGUGGUCCUAUAGCUACUGUAUUCAGCAAAAAAAACAAAAAAGGCUUUGUAUCAUUUUUAUUUUCUCUGUUCACUUGCUUUGUAUUUUAGCCCUCCCAUGUAUUAUUAAGGAAUUCUAUAUUUUGAUAGACAAAGUUAAAUCAAAUGAAUUCCUUAACUACACCCACGCGCCUUUCGAGGAAAUGGAAAUGUGAGCUUGAGUUGUGUGUGUGUGUGCAUGAGUGUGUGUAUGAGGGGCUCGGCCAUGGAUUUGUUUGGGUGAAUAUUUCAAACUGGACUAUGUUGUUGUUUAGCAUGACAGAGGAUGUCUGGGCAGGCAGAGGGGAGGAAAUACUGCAACCAUGUCAAUAUUUACUUAAGCAAGCAGAAUGUGAAUAUUUAGUUUUACCACCUCCAUCAGGGACUUGUUUUUCAGUGUAAAUGUGAACCAAUCAUUUGUACGCAUCCUCCGAAUCUAUCUGCAGCGCUCUGUCUACAUCUGAUUUUAACUUAAUUUAACAAUUCAACAUUUUAAAAAACACAAACGCCCACAUAUGUUACUUGAAGAUAAUGCUAUGAUAAUGUAUUUAAAGUCAUUUUAAAUGGAAAGUGUUUUUCUUCCCAGAAAAGGGUAUGUGAGGGAUAUCAACUUUGCCAAAAAAAAAAAAAAAAUCACCAAUCUGUUACAACUUAGGCAGGUUUUUUUUUAAUUGUGUAAAAAUUGAGGAUAUAAUAAUGUAACAUUCAAUGUGAAUUAUCAGUUCAUUUUAUUCCACUUUUAUGAUAGGAAAUGUGAUGUUUGUAGCUGUAAAGUCAGAACAUCCUAUUCCUGUUUUACCUUUUUGUCAUAGCCUUUGAUCAUGUUUUAUUUGAGUUUUAUGCUCAUUGUAGGUUGAAAAUGAAUAAAAUCCUACAAUUAAACACA
Molecule: messenger RNA, 3581 nt
Organism: Trematomus bernacchii (emerald rockcod)
Lineage: Eukaryota; Metazoa; Chordata; Actinopteri; Perciformes; Nototheniidae
Gene: top1l
Product: DNA topoisomerase I, like
Exons: 21
Coding region: 108-2348 (746 amino acids)
Biological process (GO): DNA replication; DNA topological change; chromosome segregation
Cellular component (GO): nucleolus; chromosome
Molecular function (GO): DNA topoisomerase type I (single strand cut, ATP-independent) activity; DNA binding
Source: RefSeq, a predicted model, not a curated record